UCCGCGCUGACCGCGCACCAUGAGGCGACGGAAGCGCGCGCGCCGCGAGGACAGCGGGGGCAGCGAGGACAGCGAGGAGGACGAGGACAAAGAUUGGGAGCCCCGGUCCCCGCUGCGGCCGCCGCCCGUGCGCUCGCUCGUGGUGGGCGGCGCGGAGGCGUCCCCGGGCCAGUUCCCGUACCAGGCAGGGCUGCUGGUCACGCGGGGCGAGCGGGGCAGCGAGGGCGUGGCGCGGUGCGGCGCGGCGCUGCUCACGGACCGCUGGCUGAUCACCGCCGCGCACUGCUGCAGGAAGGGGACCAACAUCCGCGUGUUCCUGGGUUCGUACCCGACCAUGCAGGACGCCCAGCAGCAGUUCGACACGAGCGUCGUGCUGAUGCACCCCAAGUACACCCGCGACAACCCCGGGCACCACGACCUGGCGCUCAUCAAGCUGCCCAAGCCCGUGCGCUUCAACAGUAAGGUGAGGCCCGUGCGCCUGCCCGCCUGGAGGCACAGGGGCGACGACUUCGCCGGCAAGGUGGCCACCCUGAGCGGCUGGGGGAAGACGUCAGACGCGGACCAGCGACCGUCCAAAGGCACGGCGGUGCUGCACUUCGCCAAGGAGCGAGUGCUCACCAGCGAGCAGGCCGAGUCCAUCCUGGAGAGGAAGAUGGCGCCGUACUUCCUGUGCGUGCGCGGGCUGCAGGGCGAGGUGUCCUGCAACGGCGACAGCGGCGGCCCGCUCACCGUGGAGGCGGACGACGGCCGGCCCAUGCUGAUCGGCGUGGUGUCGCACCGCUACGGCCAGCAGUGCGACCGGAGCCGGGCGCACGUCUGCACCCGCGUCACCAGCUUCCUGCCCUGGAUCGCGUCGGUCACCAGGGCGGCCAUCGAGCACUAAGGCCAUACGCGUCGACGCUCGCGCCGUCCAUAGAGGCGAGCGCGUCGGACGUCGUGUGGGAGGUAGCUUGAA
Molecule: messenger RNA, 955 nt
Organism: Frankliniella occidentalis (western flower thrips)
Lineage: Eukaryota; Metazoa; Arthropoda; Insecta; Thysanoptera; Thripidae
Product: transmembrane protease serine 9-like
Exons: 6
Coding region: 20-883 (287 amino acids)
Biological process (GO): proteolysis
Molecular function (GO): serine-type endopeptidase activity
Source: RefSeq, a predicted model, not a curated record